UCCAUUAAUUUUCAUAAUUAUAUCAGAAUUGAAAUUAUUCAAUAUUUUCUCAUAUAUCAACAACAAUGAUCAAUGAACGUCAUUAUCGAAUUUUGGCCACAAGCAAAUUGCAUUGCCGCCAUGUUUGCUUAUCAUCAUCAUCAUCAUCAUCAUCUUCGUCAUCAUGGUACACAUUAUCAAUGAUCAUGGCCACCAUCAUCAUCCUUAUUAUCAUGAUGGCCAAUGUCAAUGAUGGCCAAACGACCACCGCACAAGAUCAAUCAAUUUGUCAAACAUAUUUUGCUAAAUACACAAAAUCACAUACAGCAUGUGUAAAACCAAAUAAAAAUUGUCAAAUAAAAGAGCAAGGAUUGGAUAAAAAACAACGACAAUUAAUAUUGGAUAUACAUAAUUAUUACCGUAAUCUAAUUGCAAGCGGUAAUGAAAGUACUCUUGGUUUUCCAUCCGCUGCCAAUAUGCUUACAUUAGAAUGGGAUGAUGAAUUAGCCUAUGUAGCACAGAAACAUGCAAAUCAAUGUCGUUUUGAACAUGAUUGUUAUGAUUGUCGCCGUACAGAACGAUACCCUGUUGUUGGCCAAAAUCUUUAUAUAUAUCGUACAACAAGAUCAAAAGCAGAUCCAGAUUGGCGUAAAGUAAUCCGUGAAUGGUAUGAAGAGAUUAAGAUUGCACCACCACAAGUGGCAUUCAGUUUUGAUCUAUUUCAAUUGAAUAUUGGACAUUUUACACAAAUUGCAUGGGCUGAAACCAAUCGAAUUGGUUGUGGUUUUUCAACAUAUUUAGAUUAUGAAAAUCGUGGUUCAAUAUUUAAAACUGUUCAACUUUAUACAUGUAAUUAUGCACCUGGUGGUAAUUAUUUGGGUGAAAAAAUGUAUGAAAAUGGUACACCAUUAAGUAAAUGUCCACCACAGUAUGGAAAAUCGAAAAAUUUUCAAGCACUUUGUGAAUUCAUCACCAAAUGGGAAUCGAAUAUUGAUGCAUUUGCUUUGGUCGAUAAUCGAAUCGAUACAAAUCUAUUAUCAGCAACGCCAAUUGACAACAAUCCAUCAACAUCACUUUCCAUCAUUAAUAAUAAUAAUAAUAAUAAUCAAUAUUCUACCGUAUAUAAUCGAAUUGAAUCAACAACGGCUACAUCGACAACAACAACAACAACAACACAACGAACGACAGUAAAUACACCAAAAUCUAGAACAACAUCAACAAGAAGAAACGGUAGUAAUAGACGUAAAAAUACAUCAAAUAGAAAUGGAAAUCGUAAUCGUUCAGGUAGUAGUCGUACAGCAAAUAAUCGAAAUAAUUCCACACGUCGUAAUAGCUCGUCAUCCAAUAAUUUUAAUGAUAAACAAUGGAAUUCACGAUUGAAUAAUUGGAAAAAUAAUUCAACAACAUCAACGACGACGACAACGACAACGACAUCACCAUCAACGACAUCGCCAUCAACAUCAACAGCAUCAUGGAAAUGGAAUCAAUCAUCAUAUGAUUGGAAAAAAUGGCUAACAAAUUUCACUACAUUCACUAAUUGGACCAAAUGGGAAUCAAAACCACAACGUUCUAUUGUUACAAGUGCUAAUAUUGGUACCACUGGGCAAGUCGAUCCAUCCAUUAGGAUUGUUACACCGAGACGAUCCACAACUCAAGGUUCCAAUAAUAAUAAUAAUAAUAAUAAUAAUAAUGGCAAUCAAAAUAACAAUGUUCCAUGGCGUUUGACCAACAUUACUUGGUGGACAAAUUGGACGACAACAACAAAUGCUAAACCAAAAUCAACAAAUCGUAUAACAACACGGCUGCCAACAUAUACCUGGUCAUUAUCAUUAGGAUUACAACGUGAAAAUGAAUCUAUCGCACCUAAUUCAUGGUCCAGAUCAAUAGAUUUGACGCCCAAUCGUGCCAAUAGUGCAUUAUAUUAUCGUUACAACAAUAGAUAUAAUAAUAAUUACUAUUGAACAAGACAAGACAAGAAAAAUAAAUCGAAAAAAAACAAUCAGAAAAUUACACACACACACACACACACACACACGCCAAAAUAAGCUGAUGAUGCACACACACAUAAAAUUAAGCGUGUUAUUUUGCCAUUUUCGUGUUGAUUUUUUAUUAUUAUUAUUAUUAUUAUUAUUAAAAAAUUCAAUUUCGAA
Molecule: messenger RNA, 2129 nt
Organism: Dermatophagoides farinae (American house dust mite)
Lineage: Eukaryota; Metazoa; Arthropoda; Arachnida; Sarcoptiformes; Pyroglyphidae
Cellular component (GO): extracellular region
Source: RefSeq, a predicted model, not a curated record